AUGAGAGAGUUUGCGUUUUUGUCCCUCGUUUCCCCUUAUGUCCUCCCCUACGCCUCUGUACACAUCCAGAGAAUGUGCAAAUCGGACAUCAAGGGGAGUUCGCAGCCACCUUUGCCUGCGUCGCAUUCUCUUCCUCCCCCUCCUGCUGAGACGCCUCAUAGUGUCCAUGGAGCGACUGAUCAAACGCCAUCCACUCCCCUACAAGAGGAAAAAGACCUCAGCACACGCGUCGACACAGACAAGACCAUGCCCUCCCUUACUUCAUCUCGGGAUCCUCGACAGGCAAAGGUUCCGUCUUACGCAGGUGCCUUUCCUUCGGACCCCAAUGAGAUUGUACGCCUCCGAAGCUUGUACCCUCCCUACAGCGAUACGGAGCUGGAUGAGGCCAAGAAGGGGCAGCUGAUUCCGGGAGAGGUUUUGUACUGCGAGGAGCAUCUGGCCGCCUCCCUCUUCGCCCUCUGCUGCCUCUGCCUGUUUUUGUCGUCGUGGGCGUAUCACCGGGUGCAUUGGACCCCGCGGUGGGAGGUGUGGAUGCAGAAACUCGACCAUUGCAUGAUCUUUAUCAUGGUUUCAGGCAAUGUUGCCCCUCUUUCCCUCCUUGCCUUGCAACAAACACGUCUCUACGUGUUGGCAGGAAGCGCCCUGGUUGCGACCUGGGGAAUGAUACAGAUCUUUCGUCUUCAAAAAAAACUGAUCUACUUUGUCUUGACCGCAAGUGUCAUGGGCUUCGGUUUGCACGAACUUGGCUGGCCUCGCCUGUGGCCUCGGCAUUUCUCCUCCCAUGAACUCAUGCACGCCCUUACCAUCUCUGCCGCCGGCACGGCCGCAGUCGUGACGUACUCCCUCCUCGACCGUUUCGACGUGGGCCGUUGCCUCUGGGCUGCCUAGAGUGGGAAUACACAAAGUGAACGCGACUCACGUAUCACGGUCUUUAUGAUCGUUAGCACUCCGAUAGCCAUAGAAGUUGCUCUCCAACAUGUGAAAUUUUGAAAAAAUCGUAUUCUGCUGGUCGUCUGG
Molecule: messenger RNA, 1017 nt
Organism: Nannochloropsis gaditana CCMP526
Product: channel hemolysin iii family
Exons: 6
Coding region: 1-888 (295 amino acids)
Cellular component (GO): membrane
Source: RefSeq, a predicted model, not a curated record